GGGCGGUCGCUCGGCAAGCGGCUGGUGCGGCCUGUUUUGUUGUGUGGCGGGCUCAGGGCUGCACGCUGCUGAUUGGCUGUGUGUGUGUGAGGGAGACGCAGGCAGACAUCCGCCUCAGACAUGGCCGAGUCCGCCGACAAGCUCUACCGGGCCGAAUACGCCAAGAGCGGCCGCGCCUCCUGCAAGAAGUGCGGCGACAACAUCGCCAAGGAGUCGCUGCGGCUGGCCAUUAUGGUGCAGUCGCCUAUGUUUGAUGGGAAAGUACCACACUGGCACCAUUAUUCCUGUUUCUGGAAGCGUGCUCGGGUCAUAUCCCACGGGGAUAUUGAUGGCUUCACAGAGCUUCGAUGGGAGGAUCAGGAAAAGAUUAAGAAGGCCAUCGAAACUGGUGGUGCCUCAGCAGGAGGGGACGCCAAAGGAGGCAAAGCAGACAUGACACUGAAUGAUUUCGCAGCUGAAUAUGCAAAGUCCAACAGAAGCACAUGCAAAGGCUGUGAGCAGAAAAUUGAGAAGGGUCAGAUAAGAUUGUCUAAGAAAAGCUUGGAUGUGGAGCGACCUCAGCUUGGCAUGAUCGAUCGCUGGUACCACCCAGACUGCUUUGUAAGCCGCCGGGAAGAGCUUGGCUUCCUAUCAAUGUACAGUGCCAGCCAGAUGAAGGGCUUUAGCAUUCUGAAAGCUGAAGACAAGGAGGCUCUGAAAGCCAAGCUCCCAGCAGUGAAGAAUGAGGGGAAGAGAAAAGCGGAUGAGAUUGAUGGAUCUGCUGCGUCCAAAAAGAAACUAAAAAAAGAGAAGGAAAAGGAAUCCAAACUUGAGAAGCUGCUGAAGGAACAGACAGAGCUCAUCUGGAGUAUAAAAGAUGAACUGAAGAAAGUUUGCAGCACCAACGACCUGAAAGAGCUGCUUAUAGCCAACAAACAGCAGGUGCCUUCCGGAGAAACCAAUAUCCUGGACAGAGUAUCAGACGGCAUGGCUUUUGGGGCUCUCCUUCCUUGCGAGGAAUGUCAGGGACAGUUAGUGUUCAAGACUGAUGCUUAUUACUGUACAGGGGACAUCAGUGCCUGGACCAAAUGUGUUGUCUUAUAUUAUCUUAUUUUUGCUAUGUUUUUUUUCUUGUUUUUCAUGCAUGUGUUAAUCCAGGAGUUCCAUGAAGUUCCAUAUUUGAAAAAGUUCAAGUUUAAGAGGCAGGACAGAGCGUUCCCUCCAGCUGUAGCUCCAGCACCGGCUACCGCUCCAGUUGCCACUAAGCCUGUGAUUAAAGAGGAAGCAGUUCCUGAUGGUAAGCCACUGACCAAUAUGACCGUUAUGACCAUUGGCAAACUGUCGAAGAACAAAGAUGAAGUUAAAGCGAUGGUUGAAGAACUAGGUGGAAAGACGACUGGGUCCGUCAGCAAAACCACAGUAUGCGUCAGCACUCAAAAGGAGGUGGAGAAGAUGAGUAAGAAAAUGGAGGAUCUAAAAGCGGCCAAUAUUCGAGUGGUCAGCGAGGACUUCCUGAAUGAGCUGCAGUCUGGCAAGAGCUUACAGGACCUGCUUACCCAGCAUGGCAUCUCUGCUUGGGGUGCAGAAAUAAAACAGGAGGCACAACAGGAGCCCCAGGCUAAAACAAAGUCCGGGAAGAGUACUGGCAAAGUGAAAGAGGAGCAGGGUAACAAAUCUGAGAAAAAAAUGAAGUUGACUGUUAAAGGUGGAGCAGCUGUUGAUCCAGACUCUGGGCUUGAAAAUUCAGGUCAUGUGUUGGAGAAAAGCAGCCAGAUCUUCAGCGCCACCCUGGGCCUGGUAGAUAUAUCUCGAGGGACAAACUCCUACUAUAAACUGCAGCUGAUCGAACAUGACAGAGAUGCCAGGUACUGGGUCUUCCGGUCCUGGGGCCGAGUCGGAACAGUUAUAGGCAGUAACAAACUGGAGGAAAUGUCUUCCAAAGAGGAAGCCAUUGACCAUUUCCUUAACCUGUAUCAAGAGAAGACUGGCAAUGCCUGGCACUCCACCAACUUCACCAAAUAUCCCAAUAAGUUCUACCCACUGGAAAUAGACUACGGCCAGGAAGAGGAUGUGGUGAAGAAGCUUUCAGCUGGAGCGGGAACAAAGUCCAAACUUGCAAAGCCAAUACAAGAACUCAUUAAAAUGAUAUUUGAUGUGGAGAGCAUGAAAAAAGCCAUGGUGGAGUUUGAGAUUGAUCUACAGAAGAUGCCUCUAGGCAAACUUAGUAAGCGACAGAUUCAGAGUGCAUACUCUAUCCUGAAUGAGGUACAGCAGGCUGUAUCUGAUAGCUCUCCUGAAGCUCGCUUGCUGGAUCUGUCCAAUCGCUUCUACACGUUAAUACCUCAUGAUUUUGGAAUGAAGAAGCCCCGUCUCUUGGAUAACGUAGAAUACAUCCAGGCAAAGGUGCAGAUGCUGGAUAAUCUGCUAGAUAUAGAGGUCGCUUACAGUCUUCUGAGGGGUGGUACAGAAGAUUCAGAGAAGGAUCCCAUUGAUGUCAAGUAUGAGAAGAUUAAGACUGUUAUUAACGUUGUAGAUAAGGACUCUGAAGAAGCCAAGAUAAUCCAUCAAUAUGUUAAGAACACACAUGCGGAUACACACAAUGCCUAUGAUCUUGAGAUCCUUGAUAUCUUCAAGAUUGAGAGAGAAGGGGAGAAACAGAGGUAUAAGCCAUUCAAACAGCUAAACAACCGUCAGCUGCUCUGGCACGGAUCCCGAACCACAAACUUUGCUGGAAUCUUGUCUCAAGGUCUGCGGAUUGCCCCUCCUGAAGCACCUGUUACCGGAUACAUGUUCGGUAAAGGCGUCUAUUUUGCCGACAUGGUGUCUAAAAGUGCAAACUACUGUCACACAACGCCGAGUAACCCCACAGGUUUGCUCCUACUGGGAGAAGUCGCUCUCGGAAACAUGUGUGAGUUGAAAGCUGCUUCUCACAUAACAAAAUUACCUAAGGGUAAACAUAGUGUGAAAGGUUUGGGCAGAACUGCACCUGAUCCUGCUGCUACUGUACAACUUGAUGGAGUGGACGUUCCUCUGGGGAAAGGCGUUAAUACCAACAUUAGUGACACCGGUCUACUGUAUAAUGAAUAUAUUGUGUAUGACAUUGCCCAGGUGAACCUGAAGUACCUCUUGAAGCUCAAGUUCAACUACAAAGGCGGACUCAUGUGGUGAUUGCACUGCCUGUGUACAACGGUUAAUACUCUAGAUCCUCAAUAGGCAAUCAGUAGACCUUCAGCGUCGGUGGAACUACAAAUCCCAUCAUUCUCUGCUAUUCAAAGAGUAUACAAGGUCAGCUGCUGAGCUGUCAAGACCUGCUGGAACAUGUAUAUCCAGCAGCUGAAGAUGUACUAGCUGGCCCGUCACCUCUGUAGAUAUGCAAACCAUACAA
Molecule: messenger RNA, 3364 nt
Organism: Nanorana parkeri
Lineage: Eukaryota; Metazoa; Chordata; Amphibia; Anura; Dicroglossidae
Gene: PARP1
Product: poly(ADP-ribose) polymerase 1
Exons: 24
Coding region: 121-3147 (1008 amino acids)
Cellular component (GO): nucleus
Molecular function (GO): DNA binding; NAD+ poly-ADP-ribosyltransferase activity; NAD binding
Source: RefSeq, a predicted model, not a curated record